Molecule: messenger RNA, 468 nt
Organism: Rhagoletis zephyria (snowberry fruit fly)
Lineage: Eukaryota; Metazoa; Arthropoda; Insecta; Diptera; Tephritidae
Source: RefSeq, a predicted model, not a curated record
AUGGGCUGCAACAUCAGCAAAGAGGAGAAAGCACCGUUUGAAGACCAGGAUGAGUUGUUUUCUGAUGCAGAACCCAUUGACGCUCCACCCCCUCCUAGUGGCGAGAGUGGCGAGGAUGGAGAGGAUGGAGAUGACGAUGAGGACGGUGAUGUGGAUGGAGAAGGCAAAGACGACGACGGUGGUGAAGAGGGUGACGACGAGGGAAUGGACGAUGAUGGCGGCGAAAAAGAUUUUCCCAGUGAGGACAGUGGCAAAGCAGGCAGCGCUGGCAGUGCUGACAGCGACAUGGGCUCUCAGGACGCCCCCAAUCAGAUGUCCUCGCCGCCGCCAGUCUUAGAGGUUGCCAAGGAGCCGGGCAAAGGAGCGGCCACUGCUGCUGCUGCUGCGGGUGCUGCUCCAGGCGCGCCCAAACUGAGCAAUCUUCAGAAGGUGCCAGCCAGCGUAUCGCCAAAGCAGGUGGCCACCCAA